Opisthocomus hoazin is the source of this 1566-nucleotide messenger RNA. The record is from RefSeq and is a predicted model, not a curated record. Lineage: Eukaryota; Metazoa; Chordata; Aves; Opisthocomiformes; Opisthocomidae.
GACCGCGUGCCCUUCGUGGUGGCUGAGCGGGUGCCCUGGGAGAAGAUGUGCGAUACGCUGAACCUGAAGUUCAUGGACCGCGUGCCCUUCGUGGUGGCUGAGCGGGUGCCCUGGGAGAAGAUGUGCGAUACGCUGAACCUGAAGUUCAUGGCGGAGGUGCAGACCACCAAGGGGCUUCUCAAGGACCACUACUUCUUCCUGGCCCAGAAGAUCUUUAAUGACCACAAUGCCAGCCUUGAGGACUUCCAGAGCCGCAACGUCUCCUGGGCCCAGUUCAACAAGGAGAUCCUGCCUGGUCGAGGAUUCACCUUCUGGCAGUGGUUUGACGGAGUCCUUGACCUCACCAAGAGGUGCCUCAAAAAUUACUGGUCAGACAGGUGGAUCCGCGUCAACAGCAGCCGGAUGAUCCGAGUCACCCAGGUGGGCAGCGAGGAGGAGCUGGAGCAGUUCAACGUGUGGAACGUCGUCUUCUCCUUCCUGAAGGAGAAGCUGAACGACACCAGCAUCGAUGUGGAUCUCUACAGCAACAAGACCUGCCUGAAGGUUGAGCUGCUGGAGGCCGGCACCACGUACUGCGUCGUCCUCUUCCGGCGCUUUGACCCAAAGCUGUUCCUGGUUUUCUUCCUGGGCCUGUUGUUGUUCUUCUGUGGGGACAUGCUGAGCAGGAGCCAACUUUUCUACUACUCGGCCGGGAUUAGUUUUGGCUUGCUGGCCUCGCUGCUCAUCCUCGUCUACAUGGUGUCCAAGAUCAUGCCCAAGAAAAGUCCUGUUUACUUCCUGCUGGUAGGAGGCUGGUCCUUCUCGCUCUACCUGCUUCAGCUGAUCUUCAAGAACCUACAGGAGAUCUGCAAGUCCUACUGGCAGUACCUCCUUGGCUGCCUGCUGCUCGUGGGCUUCGUGAGCUUCGGCGUGUGCUACAGGUACGGCCCGCUGGAGAACGAGCGCAGCAUCAACCUCCUCUCCUGGGCCCUGCAGCUCCUGGGGCUCUUGCUGAUGUACUCAGGCAUCCAGAUCCAUCCCAUCGCCUUGGCCUUGGUGGUCAUCGCCGUCUGCACCAAGAACCUGGACUACCCCAUGCAGUGGGCCUUCGCUGCGUACAGGGUGCAGAGUGCCCAGCCGAGCCCCCCUCGCCUGCUGACGGAGGAGGAGUACCGGCUCCAGGGCAAAGUGGAGACGUGCAAGGCCCUCGAGGAGCUUCGAAACUACUGCAGAAGCCCGGAUUUCUCUGCCUGGACCGUGGUCUCCCGCAUCCAGUCUCCCAAGAGGUUCGCUGACUUUGUGGGCGGUGCCUGUCACGUCACCCCCAGCGAGGUCUCUGUCCAUGAGCGGGAGUACGGCGUGGACGGCAUCUUCCUUGACGACCAGCUCUUUGAGGAGGAGGAGGAGGAGGAGCAUGAGGAUGAGGAUGACUCCUUUGGCAGGAAUCGUGGCAAGUACAUGGACGUGGAGUUUGACUUCAAGGGGGAGCCCUUGGGAGGGGUCAUUAGCAACUACCUGCUGGAGAAAUCCCGCAUCGUCCAGCACGUGAAGGGCGAGAGGAACUUCCACAUCUUCUACCAGCUCCUG